AUGGCCGGAGAGGAUUUCACCGUCGACCCCAGGAUGAUGCACGUCCAGCCUCGCAUCCGCUACAACACCAUUGGCGGCAUCAACGGUCCUCUGGUCAUCCUGGACAAUGUCAAGUUCCCUAGAUUCAACGAGAUCGUCUCGCUCACUCUGCCCGACGGCACCGAGAGAUCUGGCAACCGUGCCGUUGUCCAGGUCUUUGAGGGAACUUCUGGUAUCGAUGUCAAGAAGGUGCGGCAAAUCAAGAAACCACUCCGAGUACAAGCAGCAUUGCUGACGCCCAGCAGNACCAAAGUCGAGUUCAGCGGCCACUCGCUCAAGCUCGGUGUGUCCGAGGACAUGCUUGGUCGUGUCUUUGACGGUUCCGGUCGUGCUAUCGACAAGGGUCCCAAGGUUCUGGCCGAGGACUACCUCGACAUCAACGGUCAACCCAUCAACCCCUACUCAAGAGUCAGUCACAAUCAUGUCAAACCACGCGAAGGCGCUAUAUUGACAUAUGCANNGGAAUACCCCGAGGAAAUGAUCUCCACCGGUAUCUCGACCAUUGACACCAUGAACUCGAUCGCUCGUGGUCAGAAGAUUCCCAUCUUCUCUGCCGCCGGUCUGCCCCACAACGAAAUUGCUGCUCAGAUCUGUAGACAGGCCAGUUUGGUCAAGCCCACCAAGGGCAUUCACGAUGACCACGAGGACAACUUCUCCAUCGUCUUUGGUGCCAUGGGUGUCAACUUGGAAACCAGCAGAUUCUUCACCCGCGAUUUCGAGGAGAACGGCAGUAUGGAGAGAGUUACUCUGUUCUUGAACUUGGCCAACGACCCUACGUACCGUAUCAUCACUCCCCGUCUUGCUCUUACCACCGCCGAGUACUACGCCUACCAGCUCGAGAAGCACGUCUUGGUCAUUCUUACCGACCUUUCAUCUUACUGUGACGCUCUUCGUGAGGUCUCGGCCGCCAGAGAAGAAGUCCCUGGUCGUCGUGGUUACCCCGGUUACAUGUACACUGAUUUGUCCACCAUCUACGAGCGCGCUGGUCGUGUUGCUGGCAGAAACGGUUCCAUCACUCAGAUCCCCAUCUUGACCAUGCCCAACGAUGGUAUGUUCAGCAUUCUCGAUGACUUACCAGAAACGAUGCUAAACGACCCGCANGAUAUCACCCACCCUAUCCCCGAUUUGACUGGUUACAUCACCGAGGGUCAGAUCUUCAUUGACCGUCAACUCUACAACAAGGGUAUUUACCCCCCGAUCAACGUGCUUCCCUCGCUCUCGCGUCUCAUGAAGUCUGCCAUUGGUGAGGGCAUGACCCGUAAGGAUCACUCGGAUGUCUCCAACCAGCUGUACGCCAAGUACGCCAUUGGUCGUGACGCUGCUGCCAUGAAGGCAGUCGUUGGUGAGGAGGCUCUGUCAAGUGAGGACAAGCUUUCGCUCGAGUUCUUGGACAAGUUCGAGAAGACUUUCAUCAACCAGGGCGCAUACGAGAAGCGCAGCAUUUUCGAAUCGCUCGACACUGCCUGGGAGUUGCUCCGCAUCUACCCCAAAGAGCUUCUCAACCGUAUCCCCAAGAAGACGCUGGACGAGUGGUACACACGCCGUCCCUCAGACAAGAGCGCCAACAAGGACACUCGCGACAACCAGGACAGACAACAAGAGAGCGAGAACCUGAUUGACGCAUAA
Messenger RNA from Aureobasidium uvarum, 1665 nucleotides. The record is from the annotation of a GenBank genome assembly. Lineage: Eukaryota; Fungi; Ascomycota; Dothideomycetes; Dothideales; Saccotheciaceae.